This is a messenger RNA of Dictyostelium discoideum AX4, 324 nucleotides long. RefSeq lists its product as hypothetical. The record is from RefSeq and is a predicted model, not a curated record. NCBI's taxonomy places the organism in Eukaryota, Evosea, Eumycetozoa, Dictyosteliales, Dictyosteliaceae. The coding region runs from base 1 to 324 and encodes 107 amino acids. The transcript is spliced from 2 exons.
AUGAAUUCAUUAUUUAAUAAUCUUAGAUUAAAUUUUUCAAGAUUAUAUGAAAAUGUUAAUAUAUUAAAUGUAACUAGAACAAAAGUAGCAAGUAGUUAUUGUAUUAAAACAAAAUCAUCAGCAGUAAAAAGAUUCAGUUUAAAAAAAGGUAAUGGUAAAGUAAAAUUUCACCCAAGAGCAAAACCAGAUACAACUGCCUACGUUAAAAGCAAAAUCUAUACAAAUACAUUCAAAGCUUGUUUAUUUUCAGGUCACCCAGUUAGAAAAACACAAAUAAGAACUAUUAGUAAUCCAUUAUUAAUUGAAACUGUUAUUCCAAAUUAA